UCAGACUGUUAGAUAUAGUGAGGUGGAGUUGACGUCGAUUCGCCUUCGUCAAAUGUAAAAUAAAAUAUUGUUCCUGUUUAGUAAUUUUAAUUAAAAAACAAACAAGUAUUUUCAAUACAAAUAGCAGGGUACAUUUAAAUAUUAUAAUUUAAGGGAAAUACUGAACGUAACUGAUAUGGAUAAUUGACUAUUGGAGUCAUUUAAUAAAUGCUUAUUUUAUUCGUAAAAUGGAGCUAAGAGGGUUCCUACAAAUUAUUCAGUUACCAAACUGUAUCCAGAAAAUAGACAUCUUUUUGUUAUAAGAGUUCAGGAUGGUGUUGGUUGUGCAAGGAGUCGUCCAGGAUGAACCGCCACCAGACACGAGGACGCUUUACCUAAAUCAUCCGGUAUUUCGCGAUUCUGCCUCGCAGUUACUCAACAUACCUACAAAAGUCAUUGGGCCUAUCGGCCUGCUGUACGUAUGUCAGAGAGAAAUGGCCGUAACCGUACCCCAUGAUAAAAAUGUAUCUAUAAUAGGUUCGGACGAUGUUACCACUUGUAUCAUCCUUGUAAUCCGACAUACUGGUUCUGGUGCCGUGGGCUUUGCUCAUUUGGAUGGUUCAUGCACUGAAGAGUGUGUUGUCAAUAUGGUGCACAGGAUCCAAGAGCUGUCUAUUGGUUUUCCGGAUGGUCGGUUAGAAAUGUCCCUCAUUGGUGGAUUCACGCACCAGCUGCGGUAUAGUGAACAAGUGUUCUACAGUCUGAUGGUUGCUGUUCACAAACAACAAGCCGAGAUCGAACUAGUGCUCGCUUGUGUUGGCGAACUGAACACCAUAAUGCGAAAUAACGUACACUGGCCUCUGCUUUAUGGCGCUGGCGUUAUGGUUAAAAGCGGUGAAGUUUUCCCUGCUAAUUUUCCGGAUAAAGGUCCAGAACAACCGUUAAGACUUGCUAGACUUUUCACGGGCCUCCAACCUGUUUUGGAUGUAUACGACUGCAGUUUGGGUCUUUUGAGGAUCGGACCGUUCAACUAUGAGCCCAUGCGCAGCGUCGACUUGUGGCUUCAACAGUCUGAUGAAUUUAUUUUACAAGCGCUCUCUACCACUCCUGACGUGGAACCCCCCCAUACGGUCAUGGCAAUACGAGCUUCCUUGAAGUAUGUACAGGAUCAUCCGUUCCCAGCCGUCACCGUGUUCAGAGAUAAUCGUCCAUUGUACUAUAGACGAGAUGAGCAUUCUGGUACAUGGACACCAUUUCGCUAUUGACACUCGAAAGUUGUCAAGUCCAAAUUGACAAAAAUCUCUACAUGAACAUUAAUUAUAGUGAUGUUCAUCAGAUACAAUCAAAACACAAACAAAUUGACUGCAAAUUUUGUAUAGAUGUUUCAUUAUUUGUAAAUGAUUAUUAUUUUACAAAUUUAUAACUUGAUUUUUUUUUUUUACACAGAACAUUCCAUUUGGUUCUCCUAAUAUUAUUUUUAACAAUUAGGCGUUCUAGGUAUUUUUUUUGUUGUUAUUUAAGUGCCUUUGUAGUUAAAUUUGAGUUCUGUUUUUUUAAAAAAAAUUGUUUCUAAAAAUGUAGAAACUAUUAAAAAUAGAUAAAAUAUAAAUUAUGAUAAGAUAUUAAGUUAUAAUUGAACAAAACAUUACACACAUAUAUAUAU
Molecule: messenger RNA, 1642 nt
Organism: Adelges cooleyi (spruce gall adelgid)
Lineage: Eukaryota; Metazoa; Arthropoda; Insecta; Hemiptera; Adelgidae
Gene: Ntan1
Product: protein N-terminal asparagine amidohydrolase
Exons: 10
Coding region: 312-1244 (310 amino acids)
Biological process (GO): ubiquitin-dependent protein catabolic process
Cellular component (GO): nucleus
Molecular function (GO): protein-N-terminal asparagine amidohydrolase activity
Source: RefSeq, a predicted model, not a curated record